Molecule: messenger RNA, 3703 nt
Organism: Hyaena hyaena (striped hyena)
Lineage: Eukaryota; Metazoa; Chordata; Mammalia; Carnivora; Hyaenidae
Gene: PIP5K1A
Product: phosphatidylinositol-4-phosphate 5-kinase type 1 alpha
Exons: 15
Coding region: 418-2067 (549 amino acids)
Biological process (GO): phosphatidylinositol metabolic process
Molecular function (GO): phosphatidylinositol kinase activity
Source: RefSeq, a predicted model, not a curated record
GAGGAGCAGUGAGGCUGGGCGAUAAACAGGCUGUGGCUAGGGAGGAGGGGCGGGGGCAUUUGUUCCGCCGGGACUUUUCACGCCUCCUUAUUUCUUUAGGUGUGGUUAGGUUCGGACGCGGGGUCGCGGCGGCGGACUGGAGCCCACUCCUGGGUGAAAGGAGAAAGGAGCCCCCGCGGCGAACUGUUGAAGUUGCGGAGAGGAUGCGAGACGGGUUUUCCCCUAUGCCGGCCAAAUGGUGCGGCCCUGAGCGGUUUCAGGACCCAGCCCGACGUGUCUGAGAGAGGCCCCGGAGGGGGCAGGGAGGCGGCCCGCAGAACGCGGGUUCUGUGAGGAGACGUGGAGAAAAUUCGACUCGGAGAAGAGGAAGCGCCCGAUUGAAAGAGCGAGGCCUCUGAGGGGGAGGGGGCUGCCAAGAUGGCGUCGGCCUCCUCGGGGCCGUCGACGGUCGGGUUUUCAUCGGUGGAUGCCAGCGUCCCUUCCUGCGCCUCGUCCUCAGCAUCUGGCGUCAAGAGACCCAUGGCAUCUGAGGUGGCGUAUUCCUCUGGCAUGUCCACGAAGAAAAUAGGCCACCGAGGCGUUGACUCUUCAGGAGAGACGACAUAUAAGAAGACAACCUCAUCUGCCUUGAAAGGUGCCAUCCAGUUAGGCAUUACUCACACUGUUGGAAGCCUGAGUACCAAACCAGAGCGUGAUGUCCUCAUGCAAGACUUCUAUGUGGUGGAGAGUAUCUUCUUUCCCAGUGAAGGGAGCAACUUGACCCCUGCUCAUCACUACAAUGACUUUCGCUUCAAAACCUAUGCACCUGUUGCCUUCCGUUACUUUCGGGAGUUAUUUGGUAUCCGGCCCGAUGAUUACUUGUACUCCCUCUGCAAUGAGCCACUGAUUGAACUCUGCAGCUCUGGGGCUAGUGGCUCCCUCUUCUAUGUGUCCAGUGACGACGAAUUCAUCAUCAAAACAGUCCAGCAUAAAGAGGCAGAGUUCCUGCAGAAGCUGCUUCCAGGGUACUACAUGAACCUCAACCAGAACCCUCGCACUUUGCUGCCUAAAUUCUAUGGGCUGUACUGUGUGCAGGCAGGUGGUAAGAACAUUCGAAUUGUGGUGAUGAACAAUCUCUUACCACGGUCAGUGAAGAUGCACAUGAAAUAUGACCUCAAGGGCUCAACGUACAAACGGCGAGCUUCCCAAAAAGAGCGAGAGAAACCUCUCCCCACCUUUAAAGACCUUGACUUCUUACAAGACAUUCCAGAUGGUCUUUUUUUGGAUGCUGAUAUGUACAAUGCUCUAUGUAAGACCCUACAGCGUGACUGUUUGGUGCUACAGAGCUUCAAGAUAAUGGACUAUAGCCUCUUGAUGUCAAUCCAUAACAUAGAUCAUGCACAACGAGAGCCCUUAGCCAAUGAAGCCCAGUACUCGGUUGACACUCGCAGACCAGCCCCCCAGAAGGCUCUCUAUUCCACAGCUAUGGAGUCUAUCCAGGGCGAGGCUCGGCGCGGUGGCACCAUGGAGACCGACGACCAUAUGGGUGGCAUCCCUGCCCGCAAUAGUAAAGGGGAAAGGCUGCUGCUUUAUAUUGGGAUCAUUGACAUUCUACAGUCUUACAGGUUUGUUAAGAAGUUGGAGCACUCUUGGAAGGCUCUGGUACAUGAUGGGGACACCGUGUCGGUACACCGGCCAGGCUUCUAUGCAGAACGGUUCCAGCGCUUUAUGUGCAACACCGUGUUCAAGAAGAUUCCCUUGAAGCCCUCUCCUUCCAAAAAGUUUCGGUCUGGCUCAUCUUUCUCACGGCGAGCAGGCCCCAGCGGCAACUCCUGCAUUACUUACCAGGCAUCGGUCUCUGGGGAGCACAAGGCACAAGUGACAACAAAGGCGGAAGUGGAGCCAGGCGUCCACUUCGGUCGUCCUGAUGUUUUACCUCAGACUCCACCUUUGGAGAAAAUCAGUGAGGUCACGACUAUUCCUGACCCCUAUUUCUCACCUGUAGUUGAAGAAACUUUACAAAUGCAAACUACAAGUUCAACCCUCUUGGAAGAGCCUGAAGUUGCAGAGUCAGAGCUCGCCCACUGAGCAAAAGGCCUCAGAAGACCUAGAACAAGAUUCUGCCAACUUGGUGAUCCCAAGACGCCAGCCCUUGCCCCAGCAGUGCUGAGUGUAACUUCCUCAUGGUCGUCACAGAAGGAGCGUACUGGAGGCUGGGGGCCUCUGUCUUUUUCCCGAAGAAGAUCCUCUUCUCCCUCCCCUUCCAUAUGAAUGGGCGUUAGUGCCUCACACGGUUGAGGACAGCAGCAUCCUCCCCACUUCCGAGUUGAGUGGCACGAGUUUUCAACUGGCCGACCUUGGCUUCCACAAUUGAAUUGUUUUCAAGCCCCCAAUUCUUCCUUCUGGAAGCGGGGUUGCUGUACUUGAUGGUUUUCUUCCUCUUCAUCUACCCUUCACCAGGAGCUGGACUCUUAAUUUCCUCAGGACAGACUGGCUGGCACAUUGUCUCCACCUUAGCUCUUCCUCUGGAAGAAGACCCUUGUAAUCUUUGUAAAGGUUUUGGGGGCGUGAUGGUGUUAAAUCAACCCCUACUUUCUUCUUCUUCUUUUUUUUUAUUCCUUAAAAAAGGAAAGGAAAACUAGCACACAGCACACAAUUUCAAGCCAGUUCAGAUCAGAACUCCAGAAGCAUUGGAGAGAUGCCUAUUCAUGGGGUUCCCUCAGAAGAGCCCCCUGGUGUCUGAGAAAUGGAAGUGUGGCACUGCUUUGCCAAGAGCAGCUCCUCUUUAGCUCCUCCUCUCUUGAUGAAUUUCUUAAGACUGAAGGAAUGGAGAGAGUGGGACGUGGGGUAAUCUUUAUCCCUUUUGUUGAAACAGGACAGUCACAGGGCUAGAAGAUCAGAGCCCUUCCUAGGUGGAACCCUACUCACUGCCGGGCCAUCACAAUUAUUAUGGUUUGGCAGUUUGAAAUGUAUUCUGCUUGUUUUCCUAAAUAUGAAGACUUAAACAAAUUUGGAUCCUUCUCGAAAGGAGGUUUCUUCCUUGCCCUUCCCACCUUUUCCAACAGAGUUCUGCUAUUCAUGCAGUUGAAGUGGAAAGGGGAUCUGUGUCCAUUUAACAGGCAGUCUAUCUCUGAGGCUAGAGAAUAUUCUCUUAGGCUCACGGGGGAGCCAGCAGAUUCUGGCCUAGGUGAGGUCAUUGUGCCACGUGCCCUGCCCCUUCUCAUACAGAGAACACGGAAGUGGGGGCCACGUAAUCCCUCUGUUCCGUCUCCGAGAGUUGUGGUUCCCCAUCCAGUCCUCCUGCUCCUGCCAGGGGAAGAGGGGGCCUGGCACCUCAGGCGGAUUGUGGAGCGCUCUCCCCCGUCUCCGUCCUGCCCGUCCCCCAAGUAACUGUCUAUAUUAGACACCCCCAGCCAGCUUCUGGCUGCCUGUCUUUGCUGCCAUGUUCUUUUUUACAAGAAGGAAAGAAACAAUUCUUGCUAUUUUUUUUUCAUAAUUUACUAUUUAUGAUGUAUUUAAGUGUUUUAUUCAGGACAGAGUUCUGUAGGGGGUGGGAGGGAAUAUUUGAGGGAGGCUGGGUCUUAGGGAAGGGAGUUCUGGGGAAUCAACAUUUUUAUGAAGUGUCAUUAUUUGCCUCUACUUUGUAUUGUUCGGAAAUGGCAAAUGCAAUAUAAAAGUGAUAAAUAUCUGUUUUAAUGUAUUAAACUUUCAUCAGUUAUUUAGA